CACGCAUGGCGGAGGUAAAGGGGGGGGUGAGCAGACAGGCCAUGGGGACAUUUGGAUUAGCAGCCCCAGCAGGCCUUGCACACCCCAGUCUGAACCUGGUAUUGUACACUAGUGAUGGCCGAAUUUGUCCCGUUUCCCUUCACCAAAAAGAAAUCGGUACAAAAUUUGCAAAAUCGAAAUAUUUCCUCUUGGGGAAUGUUAUACUGGUCACACAACUGUGGCACUGAGAGUAAGGGUGUCCAUUUAGUAAAGGAAUAUACUGUAGUCAGGUUGUUUUGUUUUCACCACUGGAAGGUCCCACCAGAAAUCACUGGAGGAAAGUCUGGGUUAGACAAAAAAACAGCUGGUUUAGAUGGAGAAACAAACUUAUAAGGCCAAAUCUUGAGAGAAUUUGACAGAAAUCCCUUGAGGAAAGUCUUGGUUAGACAAUCCCUGAGAGAAUGUGACAAUAUUGGGUGUGCCCUUAUUUAUAGAGGGAAGUGUUUAGAACAUAAGGGGGGGAUGAAGCCCAUUUAGGGAUGAAAUGGGGUUAUGCAAGGCCCCCUUCCCCGUAAGGUGCAGCCCUUUUAGCCUCCCCCACCCCAUUCCCAGCUAGCCCCCAGGUAAGAACAAUGGAAAGGGGGGAAAAGUGGGCGGGUUGGGGGUGGAAACAGAGGAGGAGCGUUGAGCAGGGCAGGGGUUUUAAGAGGAUGUGGUUUGUGAAGAGUUCAUACGUAUUUGUUUUUUGUUUCCCACCCUCCCUCUCUAGGUAAGACGGAUCCAGUCGAGAAAAAGGUGCUCCAGGGUUGUUACAACCGAUGGCCUGGAUGGGGUCAGGAAGGAAUUUUUCUCAUAGCACUAAAUUGGCUGAAAAGUGAACAGCAGGCAGACUUUCAUGUGGGGCCACACAAGCGGGGGGUUUCAGGCCGGAUGCUUCCUCUAUAGUUACGCCCAGUGGCCUAACUACCGGGGGAGCAGGGGGUGCGAUUGUACCAGGACCCGCACCCCCGCAGGGCCCCCCGGCAGAUCGCGCCCUGCUGCAGCCGGCUGUAGUCGGCUGGAGCCGAAGAGAAAAUCGGCAGAUGUAGUUGUUUACCAGUUGCUUUCGAGUUGUUUCAAGGCUAGCAGAGGAAGAAGAAGGAGCUCGCUCCCGAUUUCUUUUUCUGUAUAGUGUGAAAUUGAUUCAAAUUUUUUUCCCUUUUUUUUUUUUUAAACUUUUUAACUCCUUUUUCUAAUGAUGUUUGAAAAACUCAAAACUGUUUUUAGACCCAUUUUUGCAGAUUUAAUAUAUAUCCUGUCUCUGUCGGCUUCUUUUUAGGAAACCAACGCAUUAAAAUAGGAUAUGUUAUAGUAGGAAUUCUGAUAUGGAAGCGUUACAGGAUCUGGAAGAAAAACCGCCGUCCCACUGAAAAGACAGAGGAUGAACCGAAAGAACAAAAAAAGUCUCCAAAAACAGUUCCACGUGAAGACUUUGAGAAAAUCGAGUCCCUGAAUGUGGUAAGUUUUACAACUUUUUUCAAUGGCAGAUUGUUGAGGACAUAUGGCAUCUUCUUUCCAAAUACGUGGAAAAGAUGAUUCGAGAGAGGAUUCAGCCUGACAUACGCGCCAAAAGCAAUUAUCUUGCCUCGUUCCGUUUCAUCAAUAUCGAUUUUGGCACGAAGGUAAUGAUCUCUUUCUGUACUUGGGUUAUUCCUCUUCUUGUAAAUAGAUUUCUUGUAACACCCCAAUCUUUAUGCUCAGCCCCCACAGGUAAAGUCUUGGAAAACUCAUGCGGAUCCAGAAAAAAAGCAAAUAAUGUUGGAUCUCGAUAUCAGUUAUAAUGCCGACAUAAAGGUGGAUGCUGGUUUUACGGAAAAAACCCCCAUAGCCGGCAUCAAAUCUAUAAAGCUGGAGGGAAUCUUGCGGGUAAUUUUGGCACCGCUGAUAGAGGACUCACCCAUAUUUGGAGCACUGACCGUUUAUUUCCCUCACCGUCCGGUAUUGGAACUACAAUGGACCGGAUUUGCCCACCUACUGAAUAUUCCUGGACUUCAAACGCUGUCGGAAAAAGAGCUUAUGAACCAAAUCGGACAGAUCAUCAUUGCGCCGCAGCAUUUCAGCCAUCCCCUUGCAGCCAGAUUUGAUUUGGCUAAGCUGCAGUUUUUAGAACCCUGGGUAAGGCCUAGUUUGUAUUUUAUAGCCUUCCUGCUUCCCUGUAGAGAGUCAAAGGGGCAAAUUCACUAAGAUUCGUUGUUGCGCCAGUGUCCACUUCGCCGCACUUUGCCAGGCGUAUUUUUGCCAGCGCUACGCAAAUUCACUAAAAUCCGAAGUUGC
Molecule: messenger RNA, 2292 nt
Organism: Xenopus laevis (African clawed frog)
Lineage: Eukaryota; Metazoa; Chordata; Amphibia; Anura; Pipidae
Product: extended synaptotagmin-3-like
Exons: 6
Coding region: 1774-2202 (142 amino acids)
Source: RefSeq, a predicted model, not a curated record